UGUUGAUUGUUGAUUGUUGAUUUUUAGUUUUUGGAUUGUUGAUUCUUGCCUCGCUGAAUUGUUGGAUUCGUUGGUGAGUUCAAGCAUUUUUUAUCAUUCAUCUGUAUGUUUUUUUUUCGAAAAUAAGAAGUUAUUAUAUUAAACUUGACUAUCUAUUCUAGUUGUACUUGUACAGAAUCAACUGAUAAUGGAUAGAACCAUCAAAUUUUGUCACAUAACUGGGGUGACAGGGUCUGUGAACACUGCUGACAGGCCUUUAAUUCGGAAAGAGUUUGAACAGUUUGGAAAAACUAGGAAAAUAUAUAUAGCUGACACCUUCUCAAAGGUCUAUUUUGAAAAUCAAGGGAGUUGUGAACUAGCUGUACAAGGUUUGAAAUAUAACGACUAUGGUUGGAUAGUUGAAUUAGGGGAAGAACAGUCAUAUCAAAAGUCUGGAAAUCAGUUUAGUCAGGCAAAUUCAACAUUCAAAGAGAGGAGAGAAGAAGAGAAGACCAAUAUGGAUGACUAUCUUGAUGAAGACUUCUUGGAAAAUCAUGAAUACUGUGACAUUCAUGGAAAUCUCCUCACUACAGUUGAGGGAGAAUAUUCUAAUGAUUUGUAUAUUAAACUCAAAGACAUCAGACGCGCUGGGUUUGCUGUAUUCAGAAGAGAUACAUUUGACCGCCUUAUAGUUAAUAAAAAUCAACUUCUCAAAGAAUUCGAUCUACAUUUAUUGUCGGAGGCAAAAAACUAUCUAUUGAAAAAUAAGGUUGGUGAAAUUGAUGAGGAACAAAUUCUGAGGACCAUAGAAAGAUGUAAGACCAAGCUUCUGGGAGACCAAUCUACAUCGAGCAGGUCUCAUAACAUUUCCAUGGGAAGACAAGUAACCAAUACUGAUAAUAACCUGACGAUCUCGAAGAACGUGCCGAAAGGCGGUUACGAGUCCUUCGAUUCUUCCGAAAAUGUUGCACCCCAAAGACCUCCCAAGACCUUGCCCAAUAAUUUUGUUCCAUCGCAUAGAAACAACAGUCAAAGGUCUUUCCAGGGACCCAGAGACAAUGAUAGGGAGACUAACGGUUUCGGCGGUAACAGAGACCAUCAUCCGAACCAGAACAGACCUCACAACGCCAAUUACAGGAGCAAGAGUAGAACCCGAGACGAGGCGGCUCAGUAUAGCGACAACUCUGAUAGACAACGUGGCAACGCUGGAUUCAGAAACGGGAACAGGACACGCGAUGAGGGCACCCAGUUCAGUGAUGGUUCCAAUCACAGUGGACGCGGGUUCAACUCCAGAGACCGUAACGCUCAUUUGGGCAGCAACUCCGACAUGUCCCAACGCUCCAUGUCUAGAGAAGGCGGUUCGCAUUUCGGCCAAAACGCCGACAACAAAAGGAAGGACUCGCACCAUUCCAGGGACAAUCUCAACCGGCCAGAGAAAUCGAGCGAGCCGGCGGAGAGGAAGCAAAGGAUGGAGUUCGAGGUCGACGAGCAGCUCAAAAGGAUCGAUUUGCAGGUCGGGGAUUACCAUGAUGUUACAGUGUGUUACUUGGAGAGGGAUCAUGGCAAGAACAACAUUUGCUGGGUGCACAAACAGGAUGUGACCAGCGAUCUCGAAGACGUUAUCUUGAAACUGUUGGAUGCAGGACCAAAAUGCGACUUGGUAACUGACCCCAUGACAGGGCAACUAUGUGUAGCUCUCUUCGAGGAUGCUUGGUAUCGUUGUAAACUGAUGAGGAAAGAUCCUCUGCAUGUUCAGUUUUUGGAUUAUGGAAAUAAGAGUAUAGUUGAUUCGGUGAGAGUCCUUCCGGAGGAGUUCAGGGAAAUACCAUCUCUGGCCUUGAGAUUAGUGUGCAAUGGCGGUCCCGUUUUGGAAGAUGAAAUGGAUUUGAGAGUUAGAAUAAAAAAUAAGUACGAUGAUGGCACUUAUUUGGUGGAUAGCGAAGCACAGUCAUUGAGGCCCUGCAGGCAGCAACACCAGCAGACCAAAGCAGCGGAGGCCCCAACGGAGGCUCCAAAAGAAGCAAAGAAAGAGAUCCCAAAAGAGGAGCCAAAGGUGGAGCGAAAAGAGGAGGCGAUAGAAAAACCUGCCAAGAAGAUAGAGGAGAAGAAGGUGACGGAAAAAGCGUAUUUCGACGUUCCGAAGCCGUUGGCAACGCUUAAAAAUGGCGACGUGAUCAUGGUUUGCGGUAUCAUCGAUAACAAGUUUGCUGUCAAGACUAGGGAGUGUGCGACGAAGACGUUGGAGGUGGUCAAUUAUAUUAAGUCUCUCGAUAAAUCAAGUCUCUUACUAUCCGAUGUGAAAAAGGGCCGCAUGGUGCUGUGCAGCAUCGACGGCCUCCCUAACCUGCACAGGGCGAUCGUCACCGACGAACCCAGAGACGGCGUCGUUUCCGUCAGGUAUCUGGAUUACAUGGGCGAGAACCAGAUGACGGUGAAGUCGCUGAGGAACGUGGACGACUUCUUGGCGUCUCAUCCACUGUGUAUGCUCACGACGCCCGAAUGCCAGCUGCUGGAGGACCUGAGCCCAAAGGCGGCCGAAUGUAUUGCUCAGUUGGUGGAGAAGAAGACCAAGGUCAAGAUGGUACUGACCGAAGACGACGACUUCUUCGACAUCCAAAUGGACGACGGCUCCCUGCUGCUGCAGACCAUCAGCAACCUCGGCUCGAAGCCCGAGAAGGCCGAGCAGCCGGCGAGCGACAUCAGGCUGGUGCCGGUCAAGCAGCCCAAUCGCGCGUCCGAACCGGCCGCUGCUCCGGCGAAAGCGGAGCCGGCAAAAGCGCCUGCCAAAGUCGAAUCGGUCAGCGCGCCUGCGAAGACUCCGGUGAAAGAAGUGGUGGACGAAUCUCCUGUCAUGUACGACCACAUGGACUGGAUCAAGGCGGAGGUGGGAGCCACCGAGGAUUUCAUGUGCUACACCAUCAAGGACGUGGAGAACGUGACGCUCAUCUCGCUCACCGACGAGUCGCUCAAGUACCUGGAGGCGGUCACCGAUCUGGUGGUGGAGGACGACGCCGCCUACGAGCCGGGCAUGUUCGAGAUGUGCAUGGUGGCGUACAAGGGGCCCGACGACGAGGAAGCUGCAUGGUAUAGAGGCGCAGUUUUGGAAAAAGAUGAAGAUCAGAUCACUGUGAAUUCUGUAGACUAUGGAACCAAUAUUGUGGUUACCAAAAAAGACAUCAGGAAAUUCAACAAGAAGUAUAAGGAUGUUCCAAUUCUAGGAAUCACUUGUGAAUUUGUCAACAUUCCAGACAAUGAAAAAGUUCUGGAGAAGCUCAAGGAGUUGAUACCGGAAGGUGACCAGGUGAAAGUCGUCUUGAAGGACUUUGACGGUCUCAAGUAUCAAAUAGAAGUACCAGAGGUCUACAGCGCGUUGAAGAAGCAGGGUCUGAUAUGACGUGUGACGGAUGCUGUUUUUUUAUAGCUUUUAUUAUUAUUUUUUUCAGUGAAAAAUGACUGGUCGAUCUGUGAAUCUCACAAUAGAUCUAUCAGAGUGUGAAUGGGCGAGAUGUUUCUUAAUUUGCCGACGUUUUCUGGAAAUGUUGAUUCUGAAAGAAAGGUCACUGUGAUAGUUUUGUUGAGAAAGGUUGUUUUUGUUUAUGUUUCCUGGUCUAUUGUGCUAUAUCACAGAUCCAUACUACCCUAUGAACAUUGAAUGACCUGUUUUUUUCUGAGAAUGUCAUGUACUUAUAUCAAAGAAAUAUUUUUUGGUGUUGGUUAAAGUUUUUACGAAGGUUAUACGGAUAAUUGAACAAUGUUCAAGGGUAUAGCGCUUUAUUAUAUUUUUUAUGUUUUAUACGAAACAAACGACAGUUUUUAGUAAAGUGAGAUAGAUAAUUACUUGAUCACCUUAAGAGAAUGAUAGUCCUAUUUACAAUAAUAAAACAAGUAUUCUGUGCUCCGAUUUACAUACUACAUACUUAAAUAGAACAGAAAAUUUACAGAUGGUUUGAUGUUUCAGUUGUGUUUUCUGAAGAAAAGGUAUUGGAAUAAAUGGUGUGAGGUUUAAAAAAAAACUCUUUCAGGAGAACCCCGAUAUCAUUUUUGUUCUCCUAAAAAGUAAAUUUUGAACCAUGAAAGUAAUGGCUGACAAAUUGCAAUAAUGUAUGUUCUUGUCAAUUAAACUAUGGGUUGAAGAAAAUGAAAAUGGCGAAUCUCCUUCAGCUAGUGUUGGAAAUGCGUUGGAAAAUAACAUCUCACAUGUCAAUGUUAUGUCACUAAACAAAAAAAAAGUGCGUGUCCCUAACAUCAUGAAUACAUUAUUUAUAUAUUUCUUCCUUAUAGUCUUGAAAUUUAUCUGACCUUGUAAAACUUACAGAACAUGAAAAUUUAAACUGGCAAUUAUAGCUAAGUGCCAGUUCAAACUUGCAAUUUUAAAAAAAAGUUUCAUUUGUGUACAAUCGUUUCUGAUAGAAUUUCACACGAUUCUCUUUAUUCCCAGUGGGUUUAUUCGUAAAUUUUUGGUAAAUAUCAGUAGAUCAAGAUGGGAUUUUUAAUAAAUGUACAUAUCAUCCAACUCCAGUGACUUUGACCACUAUUUUAUUAUAUUUUCAAAUUAUCUUCCAACUCUCAAGUCUGUGUUUCACUCACGGACACUUCUUCCCCAGAGCAAUUUUAUUCAUAGAAAAUAGAAUAAAAAUGAAACAAACACCAAAAUAAAUAUAACAUUCUUUGAAAAACAUUCAAUUAUUACCCCUUCUAGAAAUUCAAACAUGUCUCAUGAGAUGUGCUCUCAUUAAAAUAUCUUCAUUAAUAAUUCUGAUGAAUUUUCCCAUUCUGAAUCAUAACGGUUUUUUUAUGUAUAAUGUUCACUCCUAUUGAAAUUACAUCUUCGACUCUGAUAAGCCAUCUUCCUUAUUGCUGUAUUCAAUUUUCAUUUUCAUCCAUUUUAUUUACUCUGGAAAGCUUUUUCAGAACGCCAUUAUUUCAAUUUGAAUCAAUAUAAUUUUCAGCUAUUAUGAUGAAUCGCUCAAAAUAUAGGCAGUUUAUUGAAAUUCAAUAUUCCCUUUCAAAAUAUUUCAUUCCUAUCUGUGAAAACCUAGUAAAUAUUCCAAAAUAAAGAUUCAUUUGGGGUUCUUGCAUAAUGGUCACUUUACUGUGAAAUUUUAGACAGAUUCCGUGGUGAUUUGCAUUUAAAAUUGUCUCUACACUAGGUUGAUUUCGUUUUACCACCGAUACUCAAAAUUAUCAACACAACUGAAUGAGAAUGAAAGUUUCCUUUUGAAGCUUCUAAUAUAAAACUAUAAAUUAUCCAGUUGUGUAUACAGCAACUGGUCAUAUUGAUGAUUAUUCAUACCGAUACAAAUUUGGUAAAGAUCGCACGACUGAUAGCUGAGAUAUAGAGGAGGGGCCCUUUGAAAUGAGACACGCUGUAGAUAGUUCAUAGUUUCCAAAUGGAAAUUUCUUCCUUGUGACACCACUCAAUACAUGAUUCAUGAUUUUUUUUUGGCCAUUGCAGAAGGCCUAAAAGUCUUCAACCUCUUUUCAUUUCCCUAAGAAAUAUUUGACGGUAGAUUUUUUUAGUGAAUAGUUACUGGUACAGAACAAUUAUAAUUAUUUUAAAUCAGGACGAUUCAAUUCUGACCUGCAUGUAAUACUAUUUUUUUGUUUUCAAAUUUCGUGUUAGAAAUGAAAUGUAUCAUCUAAGAUUUUUUAUUUUUUUAUAUAACGAGAGAAAUACAUAUUUUUGUGAAUAUUUUUCUUCCUGCCAAUAUUUAGAUUAUGUUAUAUAUAACUUUCAGGAUGACAUCAUUCUGUUGUUAAUUUUGUUUUAUAAGGUGACAAUUUGAAAAUUUUUACCCCACUAAUCUUUAGGACCAGAACCAGAUGACUGAAGACAUGAUAAUUCCACCUGUAAACUUUUCUCAUUCUCAUAAACAUUGAUUUCCACUUCAAUUCGAAAACAUUUCGAACCUAGCAUACGCCAAAUCUUUCUCCACAGAAAGAAAAAUUAACCUAAGAAUAAAAAUUUUUUCAUGGAACUUAAUAAACUCAAAUUUUUCAUAAAGAACAUAAUUUUUUACAAUGUGUAAGUUGUAAGUUUGUAUCAAUAUUUUCAUAAUCACGUGGUUAUCUCAAAGAAUGAAAUGGCUCUUGAACUCUUUAAUUUUGCAGCUAAAAUUGAACUUGAGCUGAAUUUUAUAGCUUAUGUAUUUCCUAUGAAGAUCGGGCGAUAAUUUUCAUAUUGUCACUCAUUUCAUUGAGAACUUUAAUUGAUUGUUUUUCAUUUUCAGUUCAUGUCCUAAUGUUUUAAGUUUGUAACAUAAUAAAUAUGCAUUAAAGAUUC
Phaedon cochleariae (mustard beetle) is the source of this 6262-nucleotide messenger RNA. The record is from the annotation of a GenBank genome assembly. Lineage: Eukaryota; Metazoa; Arthropoda; Insecta; Coleoptera; Chrysomelidae.